Rosa rugosa (rugosa rose) is the source of this 1135-nucleotide messenger RNA. RefSeq lists its product as uncharacterized. Gene Ontology annotation, cellular component: transcription factor TFIIF complex. The transcript is spliced from 7 exons. The record is from RefSeq and is a predicted model, not a curated record. Bases 78 to 944 code for a protein of 288 amino acids. Gene Ontology annotation, biological process: transcription initiation at RNA polymerase II promoter; transcription by RNA polymerase II. Lineage: Eukaryota; Viridiplantae; Streptophyta; Magnoliopsida; Rosales; Rosaceae.
AGGGAGGGAGGGAGGUUAGAGAAAGAAACGGAAACAAAAAAAGACAGAUCCUUUCUUUUCUCUCUGUGCGAGGGCUUAUGGCGCCAAGCCAAAUAGCAAUGGAAGACCAAAAACCACAACGAACCAGAAGCACUAGUAAUAAUGGUGCCAACAACAACAACAACAACAAAAAUUUGAGGGGGCAUUUGGAGACGAGCAAAGCAGCGGAGCCGGUGUGGCUUAUGAAAUGCCCUCCCAACGUCGCCAAAUCGUUUAAGCCUGACGCCGCCGACGAUGGCUCCGUCGCCGCAGAGGAGCCUUGUUCUUCCGGCCCUGUCGCCAAGGUCAUCCUCUCCCUUGACCCUCUCAACUCCAAUAACGAACCUAAGUUUACCAUGGAACUGGCGGCCACAGAAUCUGCAAAUACCCCCAAGUGUUACGUUUUGGAUAUGUCCAGGGACUUCAUUCCAAUGUCUGUGUUUUCAGAGUCGUCAGAAGGAAAGUUAUCUGUGGAGGGGAAAAUCUUCAACAAAUUUGACAUGAAGCCCCAUGAUGAGAAUCUUGAGAAUUAUGGGAAACUUUGCCGUGAACGAACAAAAAAGCAUAUGAAAAGUAGAAAGAUUCAGGUGAUCGACAAUGACAAUGGGGCACAUAUGAGGCCUAUGCCAGGGAUGAUUGGUUUUGUGGCUCCUGGACCCAGUGACAAGAAGAAAGCGCCAACUAAGGGAUCAGAAAUGAAGAGAACAAGGAGGGACCGUGGAGAAAUGGAACAUAUUAUGUUUAAGCUCUUUGAAAGGCAACCUAAUUGGACUUUAAGACAAUUGAUCCAAGAGACAGAUCAACCCGAACAAUUUCUGAAAGACAUACUUAAGGACCUCUCUGUUUACAACAACAAGGGAGCUAAUCAAGGCACUUACGAGCUGAAACCUGAAUACAGGAGAACAGGCCAGGAGCCAGCUCACUAAUAGAAUUGGAAUGUGUUGUUCUUCAAUGUGAGCAAGAAGAAAAUGCUAUGCGCUUCUCCAGUUUCUUUUGUCUAGUUUGUAGGUUUGGAGUUUCAAAAGGCCAGCAGAGUUUACCUUUCUUGUAGUGAAACAAUGCCAAAAUAGAUUUCUUGAUGAGAACGUACAGUUCCAUCUUCUUGUUUUUGGUGAUA